This is a messenger RNA of Aspergillus affinis, 420 nucleotides long. Its product is annotated as cupin domain-containing protein. The transcript is spliced from 2 exons. NCBI's taxonomy places the organism in Eukaryota, Fungi, Ascomycota, Eurotiomycetes, Eurotiales, Aspergillaceae. The coding region runs from base 1 to 420 and encodes 139 amino acids. The record is from RefSeq and is a predicted model, not a curated record.
AUGGAAGAACCAACCUACGAUCCGAGCCGUCCCCUUGCCACGACCACCCUCGUCUACCAGUACAAACUAGUAAACUGCCCAGGAAAGACGAUCGUGGGUCUCCUCGUUGAAUAUCCGCCCGACGGAGCCACGCCGCCUCAUCGUCACGGAGGCGCCUCAGUCUCAGCCUACGUGACCACAGGUUCCGUGUUGAACAAGAUGAACAACGACCCGAUGCGAGUGAUCGAGCAGGGCCAGUCCUGGUAUGAAGCGCCCGGAUGUCAUCAUCGGAUCAGUGCGAACGCGAGCAAGACAGAGCCGGCGGCGUUCUUUGUUACUUUCGUUCUCGAUACUGAGACGCUGGAGAGGGAGGGGCCGGAGGUCUUGGUGCAGUAUGAUGAGGAGUAUAAGGAGAUUAUGGCUCAGAAGAUGAAGGCUUGA